CUUGGGACAAGUGUCCCCAGAGCCCACCUGGAAGUCUAGACACAGGGUCCCCAAUUGGAAUGAAGUAUGCUGCUUCUGGAGGACAGGCCAGGGAGAGGGCUUAGGACUGUGGACUCAUCAGCUAUUGUUACCCACAAGAGGGGUAAGGUGGGUAGUCAAUGCAGGCCCCCCUUACAGGGCGAGACCUCCGUCUGAGCGGAUGGAGUAUGGGUCUCAGACGUGGUUCCAGCCACUGCCAAAGCACGACAGUGAGUCGUGCCUCCCCUGUACUCCAUCUAGUUCCAUCCCCCUUACGUGUGGCCAUGCAUAGCUUUCUGAACCUUUGCAUCUCGGUUCCGUCUUCGUGAAGUAGCUGCCUUGCGGUGUCUGUAAUUGUGAAGGUUAAGUGGGGCCAGGCCGUGAUGGCGGGUAGCGUAACAGCCAGCUCAUGGCGCACGCUCAGAGCUGGAUAGAGCACCCUGACCCCUCCUCAGCAGGGCCUAGGGCAAGACCAGCCCAUGGACCCUCGCCCAUCAGAGCCGGAGGGGCCAGACCCAUCUCGUCCAGGGGGUUUCCGGCAGGGUUCCUCAACAUCCUACGGCAGGACUGGUAAGGAGGCCUGGAAAAUUCCAAGUCCCCACCCUCAUGUCAGCCAGAACAUGCCCAUUUUCCUCUGCUGAUCUUUUUCUAAGAAAGCCUUCCGCUGCUUUCAGUGUACAAUCCACCCACCUGGCCUUUUAUCACACAGAUGGAGAGACUGAGGCCAGAGAGGAAUGGGGACCCGGAAUUAUAUGAGGAAGGGUGUUCGGGGAAAGCGUCCUGGGAGGACAGGACUGGUGGUGGCAACUUCCAGCUGGGCCUAGAUAUGCUGGCUCGUGUCUCACGUGGUAGGCCAGAACCACCUGGUGUGGGGUGCCUGCUGCCGUCCCUCACCUGUGGCUCUCCUUCCAGCCCCCACCAUGCCGUGGCCCCUGCUGCUGCUCCCAGUGCUGCUGCUGGCCGUGAGCGGGGCCCAGACGACCCGGCCAUGCUUCCCCGGAUGCCAGUGUGAGGUGGAGACCUUCGGCCUCUUCGACAGCUUCAGCCUGACACGCGUGGACUGCAGCGGCCUGGGCCCCCACAUCGUGCCCGUGCCCAUCCCUCUGGACACAGCCCACCUGGACCUGUCCUCCAACCGGCUGGAGACCGUGAACGAGUCGGUGCUGGCGGGGCCGGGCUAUACCACGCUGGCAGGCCUGGAUCUCAGCCACAACCUGCUCGCCAGCAUCUCGCCCACCGCCUUCUCCCGCCUUCGCUACCUGGAGUCGCUCGACAUCAGCCACAACGGCCUGGCAGCUCUGCCGGCGGAGAGCUUCACCAGCUCGCCCCUGAGCGACGUGAACCUCAGCCACAACCGGCUCCGAGAGGUCUCGGUGUCUGCCUUCACGACCCACAGCCCGGGCCGGGCGCUGCACGUGGACCUCUCCCACAACCUCAUCCACCGCCUGGUGCCCCACCCUGCAGGGGCCAGCCUGCCCGCACCCGCCAUUCAGAGCCUGAACCUGGCCUGGAACCGGCUCCGCACCGUACCCGACCUCCGGGACUUGCCCCUGCGCUACCUGAGCCUGGAUGGCAACCCGCUGGCUGCCGUUGGCCCGGGUGCCUUCAGGGGGCUGGCAGGCCUCACGCAUCUGUCACUGGGCAGCCUGCAGGGGCUCCCCCAGCUGGCGCCCCAUGGCUUCCGUGAGUUGCAAGGCUUGCAGGUCCUGGACCUUUCAGGCAACCCCAAGCUCAAGUGGGCGGGAGCUGAGGUAUUCUCGGGCCUGGGCUCCCUGCAGGAGCUGGACCUGUCAGGCACGGGCCUGGUGCCUCUGCCUGAGAUGCUGCUCGUCCACCUGCCAGCACUGCAGAGCAUCAGCGUGGGCCAGGGCGUGCGGUGCCGGCGGCUAGUGCGGGAGGGCGCCUAUCCUCGGCAGCCUGUCUCUAGCCCCAAGGUGGCCCUGCACUGCGUAGACCCCCGGGAAAGGGCUGCGGAGAGCCCCAACGCUUUGUGACAAACGGUGUGGCCCGGGGCCGUCUGACACACUGCUGCCCUGGGCUUCCUCAGGGCCUGGGUAAUUUAUAUUUUCAUGUGCCAAUGCCAGGGGGCACCCUGCAGGCCUCUGUAGCAGCGCGGAAGAGAGCUGUGGACCUAGGGAGAGCUUUGGGGCUGGGGCCGACACCCAGGAGCAAAGUCUGGCCCCUCUGUCUGUGUUGCUCCCCAGACCAUAAGUAGAAGGUCUUAGAUGCCAAACCCAGACGGCAGUCCCCUGCCGUCCUUCCCCGUUUGUCCCCAAAGUGCCUUCCUUCAGGCCUGGGCCAACCUGACCUGUGACAGGGGGAGGGUGGAAGGGCGAUACUGCUGCAGAAAAGAGGUCAGGCCCACGGCUGAGCAUCCCCUUGGGCCCACGGUCCAGUCACUCAGGGGCAUGAGUUUCUUUUAUGAGGUAGCCCCCGCUUUGCCCUGGGCCCAUGAGGCCCACUUCAUCCUUUUGUUUUCCUCUAGAACGCUGGGUAGAACCUUAGUCAUAGAAGGGACUAGAGAAAAAAAUCAAGUGCACCUCCUCAUGUGACAGGUGGGGACACUGAGGUCCAGAGAGGGCAAAUGGCUAAUCUAAGGCACUAGAGCCAUGGAGACGUAACCGGCCCCAGCAUCCUGCCUCCCAGCGAGGCCUUUUGCACUUUUCUGUCUUUUCUAAAUCAUGCCCUCUGUCCCCUUCCUGGGCUCCCCCAUCCUGCCAUUUGUACCCUUUCCCUGUCGUCCCCAGGACAGGCAAGGGCCUCCGAGGUGGGACUCGGACCCGAGACCAGCUGUAUGGCACAGGUUAAGUGAGUUCACCUCAGAGCCUCUGGAAGCUUCAGGCAUGCCAGUCCCAGCCCUACCAGUUUCCCACUCUGCAGUGGGGUCCUCCAGCGUUGAGACUGGAAAUUCGUCCAUUGACCCCUGCGGUACUGCCUCGAAGUGCAAGGAGUUGAUGCAGUCCUGGAGCCCCAAGGGGCCUCCUGGACUCGGUCCCCACUGGCCCUGAGCCCAACAGCCUCUCUCACCCAUCUUUGGGCAGGAGGCAGGUACCCCCAUCAAUGUUUAUGCUCUCAGCUUCCCAGCCCUGGGCUCUUUCCUUUGUAUUUGUUCUAUAAAAGUUGUUGCCUUUGUAAUGGACUGUUACUUCAACCACCCCUCCCCCCACCCCUGCCGGCAGGGGAUGGAAACGUGUCAUUUGUAAAAGAAGAAAAACAUUGCAUUUGUUCACUUUUGUAAUACUGUGUCCUGGGGGUGUGCUGAGGGAGGAGGUGUUGGGGGGAAGCGAUUGGGCAUCAGGGGUCCCAAGGAGCCACCCACAGGACAAGGAGAGCUCUGUCCUCUCCCAUUUAGCCCCACCCUACACCUAACUGAUCCUUGAUUUAAUAAACACUAUAAAGAGUC
Molecule: messenger RNA, 3421 nt
Organism: Lynx canadensis (Canada lynx)
Lineage: Eukaryota; Metazoa; Chordata; Mammalia; Carnivora; Felidae
Gene: TSKU
Product: tsukushi, small leucine rich proteoglycan
Exons: 1
Coding region: 939-2012 (357 amino acids)
Cellular component (GO): extracellular matrix
Molecular function (GO): protein binding
Source: RefSeq, a predicted model, not a curated record